Pungitius pungitius (ninespine stickleback) is the source of this 1746-nucleotide messenger RNA. Its product is annotated as cationic amino acid transporter 2 family protein. Gene Ontology annotation, biological process: L-ornithine transmembrane transport; L-arginine import across plasma membrane. Bases 1 to 1746 code for a protein of 581 amino acids. Gene Ontology annotation, cellular component: plasma membrane. The transcript is spliced from 11 exons. The record is from RefSeq and is a predicted model, not a curated record. NCBI's taxonomy places the organism in Eukaryota, Metazoa, Chordata, Actinopteri, Perciformes, Gasterosteidae. Gene Ontology annotation, molecular function: L-arginine transmembrane transporter activity; L-ornithine transmembrane transporter activity; L-lysine transmembrane transporter activity.
AUGGCUGGUGCAAAGAUACUGCUGUUCCUGCAGAGUCUGUCCCGUAGGAAACCUCUGGAGCCUGAAGGAGAGGUGUCCAACUUUCGGCGAUGCCUGACCACCCUGGACCUGGUGGCCCUGGGGGUCGGCAGCACACUGGGGGCCGGCGUGUACGUGUUGUCGGGAGAAGUGGCCCGAACCGUGGCCGGGCCGAGUAUCAUAGUCUCCUUCCUGAUUGCAGCAGUGGCCUCCGUCUUUGCGGGACUUUGCUACGCCGAGUUUGGAGCUCGCGUUCCCAAGACUGGCUCUGCCUACCUCUACAGCUACGUGACUGUGGGGGAGAUAUGGGCUUUCAUCACUGGCUGGAACCUGUUGCUGUCUUAUGUGAUUGGGACGUCGAGCGUUGCCAGGGCAUGGAGUGGGACCUUUGACGAUCUCAUUGGGAACGUCAUCGCCAACUCUCUGGGCAAACAAGCUGCGAUGAACUUACCUGGAUUGGCUCCCUACCCAGACUUCUUUGCAGCUGGCCUCAUCAUUCUCUUGGCAGGAAAGUUUCAUAAUCUAAAUUGCUGGAUUCUUGCAUUUGGUGUUAAAGAGUCUGCUAUUGUAAAUAAGGUUUUUACAGCAGUAAACAUUCUGGUGUUGCUGUUUGUUAUCCUCUCUGGAGCCAUUAAAGGAGACAUCAACAACUGGUACAUCGGGAAAGAAAGCAUCAACGUAUUUCCUCUUUGCAGAAACUACACAUCACUGAAUGCCACAAGCCGGUAUGGAGGUGGAGGAUUUUUUCCUUUCGGCUUCGAGGGAACAUUAGCAGGAGCAGCAACAUGCUUUUAUGCCUUUGUUGGAUUCGACUGCAUUGCCACAACAGGAGAGGAGGUUCAAAACCCUCAGAAGUCGAUCCCACUCGGCAUCGUGGCGUCCCUCCUCAUCUGCUUCCUUGCUUACUUCGGGGUGUCUGCAGCCCUAACUCUUCUGAUGCCCUACUAUUUGCUUAGUGCUCACAGCCCCUUGCCUGUGGCCUUUACCUACAUCGGCUGGGGACCUGCAAAGUAUGUAGUGGCUGUGGGAUCCCUCUGUGCACUGUCAACAAGCCUACUAGGAUCAAUGUUCCCGAUGCCCCGCGUCCUCUUUGCCAUGGCCAGGGAUGGACUUCUCUUCAGACCUCUCAAUAAAAUGAGUGACAGGCAAAGUCCCGUUAUAGCGACGGUGGCUUCAGGGGUUGUAGCAGCUAUCAUGGCAUUGUUGUUUGACCUGAAGGCGCUAGUUGACAUGAUGUCAAUUGGGACCCUUUUUGCCUACACACUUGUUGCCAUAUGUAUCCUCAUAUUAAGAUACCAAGCAGACCUCGUCUUUUUAGCUGUCGUCGGGAGCCUCGUCAUAUCUCAGUCUGCGGACUCCCUGCAGGCCCUCGAGUGGUGGAGUUUACUCUGUGUCUCUAUCAUCAUACUGACGCUGGUCUUCAGUACAUUGAUCAUCUGGAGACAACCACAGAACACAACCAAAGCUGCAUUCAUGGUUCCUUUUGUGCCUUUGCUUCCUGUUUUCAGCACCUUUGUCAAUGUUUAUCUUAUGGUUCAACUUGGAUCGGACACUUGGAUCCGCUAUGUAGUGUGGAUGGCAGUAGGUUUAAUCAUCUACUUCUGUUAUGGUGUUCAGCAUAGUGUGCAGAAACAAAGGCUCCAAAAUUCACAAAACCAUGUCAGGAUUCACAGCAUCACCACCACUAUGGAGCAGAAUUUUGAGUCCGGAGAAGACUUUAAUGGCUAA